Pelodiscus sinensis (Chinese soft-shelled turtle) is the source of this 6540-nucleotide messenger RNA. The record is from RefSeq and is a predicted model, not a curated record. NCBI's taxonomy places the organism in Eukaryota, Metazoa, Chordata, Testudines, Trionychidae.
CACAAGAUCCCCCUUGUCCAUAUGCUUGUUGGGUCCCUCAAACAAUUCUAGUAGAUUGUAAAGGGAAUUCAUACCUCACCAAAGACCAUGUUGAUUCUUCCCCAACAAAUUAUGUUAAUCUAUGUGCCUGACAACUUUAUUCUUUCAUGUAGUUUCAACCAGAUGCCUAGUACUGAAGUCAGGUUUACUAUCCUGUAAUUACUGGGAUAACCCCAGAAUCCUUUUUUAAAAACUGGCAUCACAUCCGCUAUCCUCCAGUGAUCUGGUACAGGAGCUGAUUGAAAGGAUAGGUUACAAACCACAAUCUCUUCUGGUAUGGAGUUGGGGAAUUAUGAACAGCGGGUUGUAAUGAGAGAGGAAAACAAACGAAGGAGAAGAAGAAUGAAGCCUUUCAGUGCAGCAAGUAAUUUGUCUUCAAUGGAGCUGAUAGCCAUUGAAUUCAUUCUGCCUACAAGCAAUAAACAUACUAAAGUGCCGGAAACAAUGAUACUCGAAAUAGCUGGCAACUGUACUGUUGAGCAAAUGAAAGCACAGAUUUGGAUGCGUGCAAUAGAGACAAGCCAAACCACAGAUUUUUACCAUAAAUUCACUCCAGAUCAAUGUAUUCUUCAAUAUCAAAAGAAAGGACAGUGGUAUGAAAUUUAUGACAAACAUCAGGUAAUACAGACUUUGGACUGCAUACUGUACUGGAAAGUGUUACAGAAAAAAGUAGGCAAAAUCUAUGUUAUCCAGAAGCAAAACCCAACAGAGGUAGUUCAGGAAUUUCAGUCACAGCUUAAUGAUUUAAUUGGCUAUGAUGUCACUGAUGUUAGUAAUGUGCAUGAUGAUGAGCUAGAAUUUACUCGUCGCAGAUUAGUCACACCACGAAUGAUUGAAGUAGCCUGCAGAGAUCCAAAAUUGUAUUCAAUGCAUCCAUGGAUUACGUCCAAACCACUCCCAGAAUAUGUAUUUAAAAAGAUUACUAAUAACAAUAUUUUUAUAAUCAUACAUAGAGGAACAACUAGCCAGAAAAUUAAAGUAUCAAUUGAUGACACUCCAGAUAUGAUCCUUCAGAGCUUUUUCACCAAAAUGGCAAAGAAGAAAUCUUUGAUGGAUAUUCCUGAGGAUCACAGUGAACUGGAUUUUGUUCUCCGGGUUUGUGGCAGAGAUGAGUAUAUCACAGGAGAGACGCCAGUCAAAGAUUUUCACUGGAUAAGGCAGUGCCUGAAGAAUGGGGAAGAGAUCCACCUAGUAUUAGAUGAUCCUCCUGACCCAAAAGAGGAUGAGGUUCAGAAAGAAGAAUGGCCUUUGGUGGAUGACUGCACAGGUGUCACAGGAUAUCAUGAACAGCUGACAAUAGAUGGAAAAGAUCACGAGAGGGUGUUCACUAUCUCUUUGUGGGACUGUAACAGAAAAUUCAGGGUCAAGAUAGUUGGCAUUGAUAUCCCGGUACUACCAAGAAAUACUGAACUUACUGUGUUUGUUGAGGCUAAUAUUCAACAUGGCCAACAGCUUCUUUCACAGAGAAGAACCACAUCUAAGCCUUUUACUGAGGAGGUUCUAUGGAAUACUUGGGUUGAAUUUGAUAUUAAAAUUAAAGAUUUGCCUAAAGGAGCACUACUCAAUCUACAGAUAUAUUGUGGCAAAGCACAGGCAUUAUCUACAAAGGCUACCAUCCAGUCGCAUGAUUCCCCCAACUCUGAAUCUAAAUGCAAAACCCAGCUACUCUAUUAUGUAAAUAUUUUGUUGAUUGAUCAUCGUUCUUUGCUACGGAGUGGGGAGUAUGUGCUUCAUAUGUGGAAGAUUUCAGGGAAGGGGGAAGAGCAGGGAAGCAUCAAUGCUGACAAACUUACAUCAGCAACCAAUCCUGAUAAAGAAAACUCAAUGGCUAUCUCCAUUGUUCUGGAUAAAUAUUGCCACCCAAUAGCUUUGCCCAAACAUAGAAUAACAUCUGACCCCCAAGGGGAUAGGACAAGAGCUGAAAUGCCCAAUCAGCUUCGCAAACAGCUUGAGGCAAUCAUAGACACUGACCCACUUAAUCCACUUACACCUGAGGAUAAAGAAUUACUGUGGCAUUUUAGAUAUGAAAGCAUAAAGCACCCCAAGGCGUAUCCUAAGCUGCUUAGCUCAGUGAAGUGGGGACAGCAAGAAAUAGUGUCCAAAACAUACCAGUUGUUAGCUAAAAGAGAAGCUUGGGAUCAUAGCACUUUGGAUGUUGGACUAACAAUGCAACUUUUGGACUGUAACUUUUCGGAUGAAAAUGUAAGAGCAAUGGCAGUUCAAAAGUUGGAGAGCUUAGAAGAUGAUGAUGUUCUGCAUUACCUUUUGCAACUAGUGCAGGCUGUGAAGUUUGAACCCUAUCAUGACAGCGCACUGGCCAGAUUUCUACUAAAACGUGGUUUGAGAAACAAAAGAAUCGGUCACUUUUUAUUUUGGUUUUUAAGAAGUGAGAUUGCUCAGUCCAUGCACUACCAGCAGCGGUUUGCUGUGAUCCUAGAAGCCUAUCUUAGGGGCUGUGGAAAAGCCAUGCUACAUGAUUUCAUGAAACAGGUUCAGAUAAUUAAGUUGCUGCAUAAAGUCACAAUGGAUAUAAAAUCAGUUUCUGCUGAAAAGUACGAUGUCACCGCUCAAGUUAUCACCCAGCUGAAACAAAAACUUGAAAAACUGCAGAACAGCAAACUUCCAGAAAGCUUUAGAGUUCCAUAUGACCCGGGGCUGAGAGCAGGAACACUUGUGAUUGAAAAAUGCAAAAUAAUGGCAUCCAAGAAAAAGCCACUUUGGCUUGAAUUUAAAUGUGCAGACCCCACAGCCUUAUCAAAUGAAACUAUAGGCAUUAUCUUCAAACAUGGAGAUGACCUUCGCCAGGAUAUGCUCAUUUUACAGAUUCUUCGAAUUAUGGAAUCUAUUUGGGAAGCAGAAUCUCUGGACCUGUGUUUGUUGCCAUAUGGUUGCAUUUCUACAGGAAAUAAAAUAGGAAUGAUUGAAAUUGUGAAAGAUGCUACAACAAUUGCCAAAAUUCAGCAAAGCACAGUUGGCAAUACAGGUGCAUUUAAAGAUGAAAUACUAAAUCAGUGGCUGAAAGAAAGAUGUGUGAUUGAAGAAAAGUUUCAGAAAGCAGUGGAAAGAUUUGUUUAUUCUUGUGCUGGUUACUGUGUGGCAACGUUUGUACUUGGAAUAGGAGACAGACACAAUGACAACAUUAUGAUUACAGAAACAGGAAAUCUUUUUCAUAUUGACUUUGGCCAUAUUCUGGGGAAUUACAAAAGCUUCCUCGGAAUUAAUAAGGAAAGAGUCCCUUUUGUGUUAACACCGGAUUUUCUUUUUGUCAUGGGAACUGCUGGAAAGAAGACAAGUCUGCAUUUCCAUAAAUUUCAGGACAUUUGUGUAAAGGCUUAUCUAGCUCUUCGACAUCACACAAACCUGCUGAUCAUUCUGUUUUCCAUGAUGCUAAUGACUGGAAUGCCCCAGUUAACCAGCAAAGAAGAUAUUGAAUAUAUCCGGGAAGCCCUGACUGUAGGUAAAAAUGAAGAAGAUGCUAAAAAGCAUUUCCUGGAUCAGAUUGAAGUUUGCAGAGAUAAAGGCUGGACUGUACAGUUUAACUGGUUUCUACACCUUGUGCUUGGAAUCAAACAAGGAGUAGAAAAACAUUCUGCCUAAUGUUGCUGUAAACUAUAGCUAUAACUAUAGAUCUAAAUAAAAAGUUAACCAGUCUGGUCAUAGGAUCCGACUUUCCCUGUAGCCAGGGGGUGCUCAAGCCCACUACUCCCAUCCUGACCCCCAUUCCAUCUCUUUUCCCAAAUUCACGCACUGCCUCUUCUCUGCCUUGUCCCCAAGUGCACCAUGUCUCUGCUCUAUCACUUUCCUUCUGGAGCAUCCCACACACCACAAAAGGGAGGCGUGGGUCAGCAUAACUGCUGGUGGGUGAAAAGUGUGGGGGUAAAGAGAAGGCAGAGGGAGAGCUUGGCUGCUGGUGGGUCCUGAGCACCUGCUAAUUUUCCCCCAUCGAUGCUUCAGAUCUGGAGCACCCAUGGAGUCAGCGUCUGUAAUCUGGGUGUUUAUUUACAGCUUACUAGUAAUUGAACUGUCAGAGUUGCCUUUUUCAAUUUAACAGUUUAAAUGGGACUUCUAAAAAUGGAAAACUGCUUUGCCUGGAACUGCAAGAGACUCAAUCUGUUUCUUAUAGAAACAGUUUUUCUGGAGUUGCUGACAUUUGCAAAACACUGUUUUUUAUUUGUUAAUAGCUUUGCUGACGUGGCCUGCAAUUGUCUCAUUUGCCUGCAUAGUAGACAAAGACAAAACAGGGAGUGGUGUAUGAUGUUAGCCUGGGAACUGAAAUAUGGGUGCCCUGUGACUAUUUCCUUAAUUAUUCAUUUUUGUCAGGCCCUUCAGGAGUCAAAGGGUGGUUUUUUUUAAUUUAUUUUAAGUAACAUGAUUAGAAACGUUCCCGCAGAAAGUACCGUAUAUUACAUCAGGAGCUCUUUAUUACUAAACAUUCUUCACCUUUAUUCUUCUCCUUCAUCUUUUCCUUACUUCCUUGUUCCUUCUCGACUCUUUUUCAGGCUUGGUCUAAGUUUAAAAAUUACAUCGACUUAGAUCGAUUGCUCAGGGCUGUGAACAAUUUAAUGCUGACCACCAACAUAACCACAGUUAGGUCAAUGGAAGAAUUCUUCCAUUGACCUACUUACCUUUUCUGAGAGAUGGAUUAACUAUAUUGAUGGAGAAAACCCUUCUUUCGAUGUAGAAAGCAUCUCCACUACAGAGGCACAACCUCAGUAGCUGUAUGUAAACAUACCCUAAGUCUUUUAGCUCAGGUGACAACUAUGGAUUCCGCCAUCUAGGACAAUGUUUCUCAACCUUUUUGGGGUCAGGCCCCGUUUGUAAAUGUUUAUGGCUUGUUGUGACGCGGUUUUAGUCGGAUCCAGCCCCUUGGGGGGUUUGGGUCCUGCCCAGCACUUACCCCACAGAGGUGGCUCCUGCAGCUCUUGUGCUGUGGGCAUGGUUGGGUUUGGCUCCGGCUCUGGGUGUUGCAGCACCGCUCAGCUUUGGUCUUGCCUCCCUGACAGGGUCAAAGUUGUGUGAGUGGAGUUGUGACCUGGCUCACUGGUUGUAGUGCCACUCACUCAAGUUGUCCUACCCAGACUCCCAUUCUCAUGACUGGGCCAAACCUGAGUGGUGCUGGGACCCAGAAGGUGCAGUUCCUGGAGAAGGAAGGGAAGCGUAGUGGGACCAGAGCCACAGGAGCUGCCACACGACUCUGGAAUAUUCUGGUGACCCAAUUUUGGGUACUGACCCAUGGGUUGAGAAACCAUGGUCUAGGGAGAACCUUGCAUUACCUUUGGUAUAGCUUCCUGAACCAUGAAACCAAGGGCCUAACUGGCCAUUCCACAGUAGUUCCCACACAACAUCUCCUUUACCUUAAAGUUCCUGGGUUUGCUCUGAUAAUUUUCUUUUAAGUGUGAGUGUUUCAAUUUGCAUUUUUAAAUUCUUUUUUUAAAUUAAUAUCCAAUCUAUUAUAUUGACUCUUGAGGUAUAUAUAGUUUUAUUAUUAAAUGUCUGAAAUUCUGCGUGUACAUUAAAAGCUUUAUAAAAAUAAUUUUCUUGUUCCUCAAAAGAAUCUUCUCUAAGAACAAAUGACAUUUUACCAAAAGUUUAAGAAGCCCAAAGGUUAUUUAUUUCUCAGUGACAUAUUGUCAGGUUAUACUAAUUAGCAACAAAAUAUAAUUAUAAAUUAUGUAUAUUUUGCUAUUUAUAGUGUUUAUUUUAUUUCUAAAGUUCUUAAUUGAUUAUUGAAAAGCUAUUUUUGAAAGGAAUUAGAUUGUUUAUUUUUAAUUCCAGUAUAAACUAAAUCUAAUGACAAGGAACUAUUUUGGGGGAGAAGGAGCAAAUGUUAGAUAUAUUUUUAACUAUAUCUUUAGUAGCAUGUCUGGAAAUAAUUAAUUGAUCCUAUUUGUAUAAGAUAAAGCAAAACACAACUUAGACUGGAAACAAAAUUAAUGAUAUAAGUUAUUAAAAUACUCUCCCUGCUGAUUAAUUGAUUUUACCAAAGAGAGAAGACAGCUUAGAGUAUGGUUUAUUUGCACUUGUGUCUAUGUAAUUGCUACUUUCAUUACAUACUGAUAUGGGAUGUACAUUAAACUCAGAUGAUCAACUGGAUUUGUUAAUUUCGGUUAUUGUUUGCAUCCAUAAUUUUGCAUUAUUGCUCAGAUUUUACUGAACUACUGAGUGUGUUCUUCAAGGAUUUGUAAAAAUGUACUGUAGUUGGUAUCUUAAUUAUGAGAUCUGUAGACGAUUUUAAAAAUGUAAGUGCUUAAUUAGUUGCUCUCCACAAAGGUAUUUUUGAUGUAUGAAAUAAAUUUGAUAAGGAAGUAAAAAAUGCUUAAAUGUUAAGAAAUCAUUUUAUCUUCUAUCACAUCAUGACCCUGUGCAUGCUGAGGUAUAAAAUGUAUGAGACAUAUUGUAUCUGUAACCUGAUAUUCUUAGAUUUGUGCUCUAUCAUCCUGAAAUGAAUUGGCAGUUGUUUGAUGGUAAAUCAUGCAAUAAAAGGAUUUUUUUUCAAAAAUA